Messenger RNA from Wyeomyia smithii (pitcher-plant mosquito), 450 nucleotides. RefSeq lists its product as uncharacterized. The coding region runs from base 1 to 450 and encodes 149 amino acids. Lineage: Eukaryota; Metazoa; Arthropoda; Insecta; Diptera; Culicidae. The record is from RefSeq and is a predicted model, not a curated record. The transcript has a single exon.
AUGGCUCAAAAAAUCGGGGUUGUCUUCAAUUUCAUUGACCGGGUUCGAACGUUGAGCACCUUUCGCACGGAGGACGAAAAGAAACAGAUUAUAACUAAAAUGCUACUAAGUAACAACUAUCCACUGCGGCUUAUCAACAGAAUGCUUCGCCACGGCCGCCCUCCAGAAAUAACAGAAACAACUAGCAAUCCAGACUGUUAUCGAUCGUUGGUACAUAUACCAGGUCUCACACCUAUGAUAAAACGCACACUAAAAAUCAACAUGCCUUCGGUGGGAAUCGCUUGCAGCAGCGAUCACACAGUCAAGAGUUUGUGUAAGACUGCCAAAGAUCCCGUUCCCCACAUGCAGAAAAGUAAUGCCGUGUACCGAAUUUCAUGUAUUGACUGCGAGAAAUGCUACAUCGGUAUGACCAGAAAUCAGCUGCGAACGAGGAUGUACGGCCACCAGUGA